Molecule: messenger RNA, 2582 nt
Organism: Ciona intestinalis (vase tunicate)
Lineage: Eukaryota; Metazoa; Chordata; Ascidiacea; Phlebobranchia; Cionidae
Source: RefSeq, a predicted model, not a curated record
AUUUAGUUCACACGUAACAGCAUAACGGUCUUCCAGUAUUUAUCCAGCGAUGAGUUCCCUAGUAACUGAAGCUCUGGCCAGCGCAGGAAAGUUGGCAAAAGACGAUUGGAAUGUGAAAAUAUCUAAACUAGCGGCCCGUGCAUUUGAUACGAAGAGGGAGUUGAGUGAAUGUAUUGAGGAGGAAUUUUGCAAUUUUUCAUCUUUACGAGAAUCGUGUGAAGAUACGAAUGCAAAGUUGACAGAAAUUCGUGAUGAAGCACACAGAUUGGAAAAAUCACUUGAAACUAUGGUACAAGAUCAGAUUCCAGAUACAACAAAAAAGUUUGACCAACUUGCAAAAGAACAUUCUAAGACUGUGGAGUUAGUGCAAGUGCUUGAAAAGUUGAACUUUGCGUACUUUUACUUUAGAAAUCAUGAAUUGGAUGUAAAACACAAGAACCUUCUUCAAGCCAGCAUUAAAUUGGAAAAGGUAAAACAGUGUAUUGAAUCAGCAAAUGGUAUGAAGAUGGUUGAAAGUCAAAUAUACAAAGCACUAAAGGUGGAAUAUCAUCUUUGUAAAGAACAAAUUCUUUACACACUUGAUGAAGCUUGGAGAGAUUCUGUUUUAUGGGAGCUGCCAGGAGAUAAUGGUGACAUGACAAGAAGUCCGAAGUUAACAAUCUCUUUCAGUCAAAACCAAUCAUUAAGUUCUCAAGAUGUAAUUUAUGCACUUUAUGUUUGUGGAACUCUCACAUACAAAGUGGAAAAGCUGGCAAAGCAUUGCAUUGAGCAUAUGAUAAAACCUUGUAUAUUAAAUCCUGGUUGUGAUGUAAAUGUGAAACAGAACUCUGGCACUGCUAGUGUGAUGUUGAAUAACUGUGAUGGGGCUGAGGAUGAAAACAGGGAAGAAAAAGAAGUAUGUAACCAUGAUGAAAUAUUUACCAACGUUCUCAAGUUCCUGCAAUUCUUGUACGACAAUUUGUUAAAGCUAAAACUUGAGCCUGAAAAGGAUGCAGUUGUCAUGGAAAUAUUUUCUUCCUUCAUUUUUGAGGAAACAAUAAAGUUGAUCGUUGAUCAAUGUUUGCCAAAGACAGUUCCACAAACAAAGGAGGGAUUGGAUAAUUAUCAUCAGGUUACAGAAUGUGUGAACAAAUUUGAUGCUUCUUUGAGGAAAAUUAAAUUUCUUCCGCCUUCUGUUGAAAAAUCCGAUCUUAUUUCAUAUGUUGCUGAUAUUCACAUACACUUCGCAUCUCGACGAAGUAUUGAUAUAUUAGCUGAAGCAAGAAGACUGAUGAAGUUGGACUUGCAUGAUACUGAGGAGAUAAAUGACAACGAAAGAAAAGCUGAGCUAACAGGUGAUGCUUAUAAUAAAGUUCGCGAAGCUGUUAAUAUAAAGAAAGAACCGGAAUUUAUUGAACGAGGAAAGGAAUUGUUUUGGAAACCAGAACACCCACUGUCUGAUAACACCUUAUGUCUUCCAAGAUGUAGAGUAAGCAAAUCUGCCAAGUCGAUAUUGAAACUUGCAUACACUACUCUGUGUGAAGCUACUAAAUCAUCGGACCAAACGGCCUUGAAACUUGUAUUCACCACUGAACAGAUAUUUGAAUUAUACAUGGCAGUUGUGCCUAUUUAUCACAAAGAGAAGUUGUCUAGUGUUCCUCACAUCACUGCUGUGUUUCAUAAUGAUUGUUGGUUCCUAUCACAUCAUCUGCUUACUAUGGGUCAUCAGUUCACCAACAAACUUAAGUCAAAAUUAGACGGGAAGAAUCUUCUAUUUGUACAACUUGUGCCAAGACUAAGAAGCAUAGGUGACGAGUUACACUUGGCUCAAUUAAGAAGGCAACGAGAUCAGAUCAUGGAAAGUUUGGCUCCGUUACGUAAUUUCAACUCUGGUAUGGAUGCUAAACUCAGUAAAUAUUCAGCUGCUGAACGAACUGUUAAACAGACACUACACCAGUUGCAGCACCUACGUAAGGUAUGGAAAGGUGUUUUCCCAUCAAACAUACUUCAAAGGAGCUUAGCUUUGCUUACAGACACUGCCAUAUCUGAAAUAGUUUCAAGCAUUUGCUCUAUGGAGGAUAUUUCGUCUGAUGAUUCAAUUCAACUUAAAAUGAUAUGUCACUUGAUGCAAGACCAGGUCCCGCUCGUAUUUAAACAACAAGACGAAGACGACGAGCAACCCGCUGAGGCGGAAGACUCUGCCACACCGUGGCAACGUGAAGUUAAGAAAUGGCAACGACUGAACGAGAUAAUAUUUGUUCUUGAUUCGAGCAUGACCAAAAUAGUUGACCGGUGGGCUGAGGGUAAAGGACCUCUUUCCAUGGCUUUUACUGUAGCUGAGAUGAAGAGCCUCAUACGAGCUUUGUUUCAAAACACUGAACGACGAGCGAACGCAAUUUCAAAGAUUCGUCUUUAGCAAUCUUGUUCGUCGAUGGCAAUUUCUUUGUUUAUUUUCUCAGAUUAACUUAUCAUAGUACAGCAGGUGCGGGUGUGGAAAAGUGUUCCAUAAUUUUUGACUUGCUUUUUUUUAAGGAAUGUUAUUGUAUAUGUAUUGCCGCUUAACCUUUUGUUUAUAUAAAUAAAGAAAGAAUAAUGAUAUUGCU